CACCAGUCAAAUCAGCUGCACUAGGCGUUAGGAGAAAUAUGGGGGAAAAAAAAGGAAAAAGAAGCAUUGCAGAGAUAGUCGCAGGAUUUGCGACUACACAGUCGGUCAAACAGCCCCGACCGCGCAAUGACCGUGCGGAGCAGGGCUGAAGGUACGAAUACGAUGACAGCGACAGCGACAGCGACAGCGAUGUGGAUGAUCGUGGACUUUAAAGUCUUUAAAGUCUCCCAGCUGCUCCUGAAGAUUCAGUUUGAUUGUCAACACUCACAAGUGAACAAGUGACACUGGCAGUGACACCGGCAUCAACCGCCCUAAACAACCAUGAGCGUCACUGAUAGCGACACGGAUAGUACCGUCUCCAGCCAAUCCAGCAGGCCUACCACAGCGAAGACCAAAUCGCCAUCCCAACAGGUCUUCCCCUUCGCGCACCCACCGCCCAAAUCGACCUCGUGCUUCCGCUUCACCUCGCGCCUCCUGCUCCAGAUCCAACAGCUCCUCUCCGCCUCGCGCGCGCUUCCCAUCCUCGAGAUCUACCGCCCCUCCAGCCUCGGCAAGUCGAUCCCCGGCUGUCCCAGCAAAUUACACAGCCAGGACCUGUACGUCGUCCAAAGCGACGCCUACCAGAAUCUGCCUGCAUCAUGCAGCCAAAGUCCCAGCACCGACAGCCCGGUAGUAGGAGUGAUAUACACCAACUACUGCAGCAGCAGCAAAACCACUAGCGCCGCGACUAGCAGUAGCAGCUCCACCGACCACAAACCCGCGUCCUCCUCCUCAUCAUCAUCAACAUCACCAACAACAAAAUCACCCCCCAACAACAACAACAGCAACAACAACAACAACAACAACGCAAUCUACCUCCCCCAACUCCAACUCACCCUCCUCGCCUCCCGCACCUCCCGCGGAGGCUACAUCUUCCAAGUCCUCCCCUCAUCAUCCUCCUCGCCGAACCCCCCCCAAAAACUCACCCUCGAACUCGCCAAGAAAAAACCCAAACACAAAACCCCCCCGCCAAGAUCAUCGGCAGCCACGCGGACCCAUCGGUCUUCGGCGUCCACCACCCCCGACGACGACGACAACGACGACGAAGAAUGCGACAACGUUGAGCCCAAAAACCACGACCCGGCAAGUUUCCUCCUCGGCAUUCGGGGCAGCACCACUAGUACCACAAGUGCUGGCCCCGUCGAUCCAAACCCCGGCGAUCAACGGCGCAGCCCCCGGCGGCCCUGGCUGGCCGGGCUCUCGCACAAGGGGAUCAAGGUCCUGCGCGGGGAGCAGCAGGACCAGCUGCGGCGGCGGGUGCUGGCCGCCGUCGGGGUGGGCGAGGAGCGCGUCGAUGUGCUCUACACGAUUACCUUGCUGGUGGGGAUCUAUGCGGCGAGGAUGGAGGGGUGGGUUUGAUUUGUUUUUUCAUGUCUCUUUUCGUUACUGUAGUCUCCUUAAAUUGUUUGGAUGUCCGGGGUUUAUUCUUUAAACUUUAGCUUGGAGUUUUUAGGUGUUCGUGUUGUUGGUGUUUGGUGAUCGUCGGUGUUUGUAUUUUGGGGAAAGUCAGAGGGCCAGCUGGGCCAGGCCAGGUGUCCGGGUUCAGGGUUCAGGGUCACGGUCAGGGACUCUUGCUUUGUACGGUACGUCGAUGAUAUCCAAAUCGAGUCAAUGUUGG
Aspergillus aculeatinus CBS 121060 is the source of this 1657-nucleotide messenger RNA. RefSeq lists its product as uncharacterized. NCBI's taxonomy places the organism in Eukaryota, Fungi, Ascomycota, Eurotiomycetes, Eurotiales, Aspergillaceae. The record is from RefSeq and is a predicted model, not a curated record. The transcript is spliced from 2 exons. Bases 322 to 1398 code for a protein of 358 amino acids.